AUGACAUUAAUUGGAGGAUUUCUACAAACUGAUCUUAUUAACAGAGCCCAAUCUCUGGGUAAUUCAAUAACUAGAACUGCAGAUAGAUAUUUUUAUGAUUUACCAGGUAUAUUCAACAAAAAUCAACUGGAACAAAUCAGAAACAUGACACUUGCCAGAGUCUUUUGUGAUAAUAACAAUAAUGUCACAACAAUGCAGAAACAAGCAUUUAUGAAACCUGCUUCAUCUAGUGAAUUAUUACCUUGUAAUUUUUCCCAAUUAAUCCCAGAAAUCAACCUUAUUCAUUGGCAAGAAUUGGUCGAUAUAAUGAAAUAA
This is a messenger RNA of Rhopalosiphum maidis (corn leaf aphid), 315 nucleotides long. Its product is annotated as peroxidase mlt-7-like. The coding region runs from base 1 to 315 and encodes 104 amino acids. The transcript is spliced from 3 exons. The record is from RefSeq and is a predicted model, not a curated record. Lineage: Eukaryota; Metazoa; Arthropoda; Insecta; Hemiptera; Aphididae. Gene Ontology annotation, molecular function: heme binding; peroxidase activity. Gene Ontology annotation, biological process: response to oxidative stress.